This is a messenger RNA of Lactuca sativa (garden lettuce), 1561 nucleotides long. Its product is annotated as beta-1,6-galactosyltransferase GALT29A. Gene Ontology annotation, molecular function: sialyltransferase activity. Lineage: Eukaryota; Viridiplantae; Streptophyta; Magnoliopsida; Asterales; Asteraceae. The record is from RefSeq and is a predicted model, not a curated record.
UCCCAUGAUAUCUAACCCACUUUCUCUUUGGAAAUCCACCUCCCCAAAGAAAGAUUGAAAUUUAAUAAUCACCCAUCUCAAUCACAAACACAUACACUCACAUGCCAACUAGAUUCAACCGAUAACGUACCUUCAACAUCCCAUCCGCAUUUCAACAUCACUCAAUUCAUCAAGCCUAUUGAAGAUCAAUGAAGAAGAAUCGACGAAGUUUAAUCUACUUGAAAUCCAUUCUCUACAAGCUAUGACGCCGGCGAUUAGAUUCUUCCGAUCUCGAUCUGUUUACGAACGCCUUUGACCACACCUACAUAAAGGUAACGAUGAUGAAGCGAUCAGUGCGUCCAUUGUUCAGCGUUCUGCUCGUCUUUGCUGCCGCCGCUGCAACUCUGUGUUUUCGGAUCAUUGUAUCCGGCGCUUUUGGAGACAUUCUUAGUAUUAGCGAUACCGAAGCUACAGAGAAGGCUCCCUCAGUGUUUAAUUCAGCUUUGUUGUCGUCUGCUGCGGUUGAUUUAGCUGAGAAGUCACUCAGACAAAACGUCGAGCAGCUGGUGGACAUGGAUUUCCGAAGCGAUAACUUCAAUCGCCAGCGAUCGUUUCUGUCGGCGGGUAGGUACCGGUUGGAUACUGGUUCUAGGUCCGUUAGGCGUGGCCCUAUGGAUCUCAGGUCGCCGGAGUUCUACACUCUGUGGUUGAAAUUCCGACGGUAUUUGCGGGAUUGGUGGCGCCACCGUCGGUUUGAUCCUGAUGUCAUGUUCGAGAUAGUCAAUGUGUUGAAGACUGUAAACAUGACCGGAGGUUUGGGAUCCAGGCGGAAGUACAGGACGUGCGCGGUGGUCGGUAACAGUGGGAUUUUGCUCAAGCGUAAUCUAGGCGGAGAAAUCGAUAGCCAUGAGUUUGUGAUCCGAUUGAACAAUGCUAGAAUCGGUGGCUAUGAACGAUUUGUUGGCUCAAAAACCAGUCUCUCAUUCAUGAACAGCAACAUUCUCCAUUUAUGUUCACGUAGAGGAGGUUGUUUUUGUCAUCCAUACGGCGAGAAAGUUCCUAUAAUGAUGUACAUGUCGCAGCCAGUCCAUUUUCUCGAUUACGCUCUUUGUAAUUCAUCUCACAAAUCGCCAUUGAUAAUCACAGAUCCAAAGCUCGACGUUCUAUGUGCAAGAAUCAUCAAGUAUUAUUCAAUCAAAAGGUACUUGAAACAAACCGGGAAGCCAUUGGAGACAUGGAGCUCCGUUCAUGGAGGAUCUGAGUUCCAUUAUUCCUCCGGUAUGCAAGCCAUCAUGUUUGCUUUGGGGAUCUGCGACAAAGUUAGUAUCUACGGAUUCGGUAAAUCAGAUUCAGCCAAACAUCAUUAUCAUACAAAUCAGAAAAAAGAACUUAGUUUACACGAUUAUGAAGCAGAAUAUGAUCUGUAUGAAGAUCUAGUCAACAACCCUGUAGCCAUCCCUUUCGUUUCAGAUAAGUUCAAGUUCCCUCCUGUAACUAUUCACAGAUGACACAUUGUCAUCGACUCAUUGUAGCUUCUUUUACACACGUUACUCAAUUCCCAAUUCCCACUCUUCUUUUCUUA